AUGUCUACAAUACAACGACAGCUAGCUACUUCUAUUUCUACACUUUUACCAGUUCAGACAUAUCUAGAUAAAGACAACUGCAAUAAUAAUAAACUCACUAAUAUUAGAGAUAAAGAAUCGUCUAAUGAAAGUAAUGAAUCGUUAGAGGUUCAAGAGGGUAAUAUAAUAUCUGAAGAAUCAUCUAAUGAAACUGAUGACCUAGUUGAAUCAUUGGAUGUUCAAGACGGUAGUAUAAUGUCUGAAGAAUCAUCUAAUGAAACUGUUGAUCUAGUUGAAUUAUUGGAUGUUCAAGACGGUAGUAUGAUGUCUGAAGAAUCGUUUAAUGAAACUGAUAAUCUAGUUGAAUUGUUGGAUAUUCAAGAGGGUAAUAUGAUAUUCGAAGAAUCGUCUAACGAAAGUGAUGAUUUAA
Messenger RNA from Dentiscutata heterogama, 409 nucleotides. NCBI's taxonomy places the organism in Eukaryota, Fungi, Glomeromycota, Glomeromycetes, Diversisporales, Gigasporaceae. The record is from the annotation of a GenBank genome assembly.